This is a messenger RNA of Mytilus trossulus (common blue mussel), 1185 nucleotides long. Its product is annotated as probable serine/threonine-protein kinase clkA. The record is from RefSeq and is a predicted model, not a curated record. Bases 74 to 985 code for a protein of 303 amino acids. Lineage: Eukaryota; Metazoa; Mollusca; Bivalvia; Mytilida; Mytilidae. The transcript has 5 exons.
UUAACAAACUAUAAAACAGGCAUACAUUUGGAAAUCUGUAUACUGCAACUGAAGUUAAAGAAAACUAGUGACAAUGAAGGCUGUAGUAAUAUUUAGCUGUCUGUUCAUGACAGUAUGUGGAAUGGGUAUUCAAAAGAGAAAUGCAGAUCUUGGAGAAAUAAAUAGUGACAAUGAUGAUGUCGCCAUUGAUUCCCUGAUGAACUAUCUCAGGAAAAGGUGGAGUAUAGGCAGUGGCAACAAAGGAAAUAAUAACCAAGCAAACAACAACAACGACAUUGGUAAUUCGCAUGUAGAAAAUAAUAAAGAUACACAUGUAGCGGGUUUCGGGAAUAUCGGAGACUUUGGAAAGAAACGUGACUGGUCAAAUGAAGAGAAAAAGUGGAGUAUAGGAAGUGGCAACAAAGGAAAUGGUAAUCAAGCAAACAACAACAACAACAUCGGUAAUUCAUAUGAAGAAAAUAAUAAAAAUACACAUGUAGCCGGGAUAGGAAAUAUCGGAGACUUUGGAAAAAAACGUAGCUGGUCAAAUGAGGAUAAAAGAUGGGAUAUAGGCAGUGGCAACACAGGUAAUGGGAAUCAAGCAAACAACAACCAAAAUAUCGGUAAUUCUCAUGUUGAAAAUAAUAAAAAAACACAUGUAGCGGGAAUAGGCAAUAUGGGAGACUUUGGAAGGAAAAGGGACUGGAAUAUUGGAAGUGGCAAUACAGGCAAUCAUAAUUCUGCAAAUGGCAAUAGUAACAUCGGCAAUAGCGAGAAGUAUGAUGACAAGAAUACAAAUGUAUAUGGCGUCGGAAAUAUCGGAGACUUUGGAAGAAAACGUGACUGGUCUUAUGAAGGUAAACGAUGGAGUAUAGGAAGUGGCAACAAAGGGAAUGGUAACACUGCAAAUGACAACAGCAACAUUGGUAAUUCGUAUGAAGAGAAUAAUAAAGAUACAAAUGUUAUAGGAGCUGGAAAUUUCGGAAACUUUGAUGGGAAACGAUAAAUAAGGUUAAGAAGAGAAGAAAGGACAUUAACACAAGUCACCUUUUGUUUUGCGUGAGAUGUGAAUAUAUCAUAUAUUACUAAACAAUUUGCAUGUACACCACGUUCAUCAUAUGUAGAUACUCUAACAGAAAUAUUUUAGAUUUAUGUUUUAUAUUAUACCGUAUAUUUUUAGUAAAUAAAGUGUUAGUAUUUCCCGAA